Molecule: messenger RNA, 3732 nt
Organism: Dendrobium catenatum
Lineage: Eukaryota; Viridiplantae; Streptophyta; Magnoliopsida; Asparagales; Orchidaceae
Product: kinesin-like protein KIN-8A
Exons: 7
Coding region: 1231-3492 (753 amino acids)
Biological process (GO): microtubule-based movement
Molecular function (GO): microtubule motor activity; ATP binding; microtubule binding
Source: RefSeq, a predicted model, not a curated record
GUAUUUGUGGUUAUUGUUGUAAUUUAAUAGUUUAGUUUGAAUGUCUCUUAUAUGAAAAGAGUUUUUCAAAAUUUUAUUGCUUCUAAUAAAUUUUGGAUAUUUUGGAAAAGUACAUCUCACUCUAUGCAAUGUAUAAUAAAAUAAGAAAUUAAAAUGAAGUAAAUUCUCUACAUGCACUAGGUUACAAAUAGGAUGUAAGGAUCUACAUCCAAGGAAUAAAAGAAGCAUUAAUUCAAAUCAUUCAGAAAAAAUUCCAGCAAUACUAAAUGUAAAGUUAACAAAAACGUUUCCCACAAAUUUGAGAUGUGCAAAAAUUUGAAGAAUUAGAUAUUUUUUAUUUAUUAGCAUUGAUUGAUAAAAUUUUUAGUAUAAAUUUGACCAUUUAGGAGUUAGUGCACAUUUAAACUUUCAUGAGCUCGAAGAGCGCUAUUCUCGAAAGAAGAACUCCUUAAUUGCAAAUUAUGGUUGUUAAAAAUGAAUUUAAUCAGGUGAUUAAUUUUGCCAGAUCGUGAUCUAUCCUCAAAUAAAUCCAAUCAAUCAAGAAAUUGAAAUUGUAAGAAAUCAAAAUCAACUCACUAAAACUGACAAUUGAAUUGCUCAAGCCUUAAAAUAGUUGAAAUAAUUUUAAUGUCAGGUCGUACUCUUAAAAAAAUUAUUUGAUAUUGUGAGUAUGAGAGGUCGGAUGAUCUUAUUUAGCACUUAUGAGCCAUAGCCACUACAAAAUAUUCGAGAAGAUCUAUCUGAUUUUCUUUUUAAUAAAUAGAUCUCAGUAUUUUUAAGAACCUGACCGUUUCGAGAUCUCAUAUCUCUUUCCGACCGUUCUCGCCAAAUUCAAAAUCCUAGACCAGUCCAACGGUCCGUUUCUCUUUCGGAUAGACGGCUCAGAUCCUCUUUAACGAUCCUUCUCUUUCCAUUUUUCUCUGCUCAGAACUCUCUGUGAGCUUUUCCUGCUAGUACCCGCAAGCAAACCUAAGUCGUUUCAAGAAACUCGCUUGGACGCAAAAAGAAAAAAAAAUCCCUUUUUUUACCCGAGUAAUAAAACCCGGAUCUGUACUUAGAAAUUGAUUUCUGAUCCUUCUUCGUUUUGUCUACUUCCAUUCUCAAUCUCAUAGAAACCAUUCUUCCAGUAAGAGAUCGGACCUAGGUCGUUAAAGAUUUAGCAUAUCAAUGCGGGAUCGUUCCCAUUACCCGCCAUUGCUUUAACAUACCUUUCAGUGGUUUGUCGCCAAAAUGCCAGUUUCUACUCGAUCGCAACUCUCCGGCGUGAGGCCCGGCCAACAAUGUCAAUCGCCCGGUCGCCGCAAUUCUUUUCUUCGAAAUCCCCACCAAGGCCUCAAGGAGAAAAUGAAAGCCCUUACCCUUCUAUACGAGCAGCACAGGCAGCCAUUAGCUCCAAGCCAUCACCCAAGCAUCGAGCUCCUCGAUUCAAAUCGCAAGAAAUCCGGAGAAGACCAAAAGAAAGAACAAGAAGAGGAAAGGAAAAACAGAGAUGCAACAACCGUAAUUCCGAGGAAAAAGACCAUUUUGUUCUCAAAAAUUGAAGCUAAGGAGAACAAAGAGCCGAAGAUCCUCGACAGGUUUGCAGGCUACUCCAUGCCAAGGAAGGUGGCAACAGCCACCAGAGCUGCGUCGAGAAGGACUUCGACGGGUUCGGUGUUGGAUGGUAGAGGCUUGAUGGGAAUCAAGAAGAUCAGAGAAGAGUUAGAGACCACCGGAGAUAUGGGGAGUCAGAUAAUGGUGUUUGUCCGGCUAAGGCCAAUGGGGAAAAAAGAGGACGAGACCGGAUCAAGGACCUGUGUUAGGAUUGUCAAUAAAAGAGAUGUGUAUCUAACUGAGUUUGCUUCGGAGACCGACUACCUUAGGCUCAAAAGAGUUCGAGGCCGCCAUUUCUGCUUUGAUGCCUCAUUCCCGGAGUCUACUUCGCAACAAGAAGUCUACUCAACCACAACCGCAGAGAUUGUGGAAGGUGUUCUUCGAGGAAGGAAUGGCUCAGUAUUUUGCUAUGGGGCAACUGGUGCGGGGAAGACAUACACAAUGCUUGGUACAAUAGAGAAUCCCGGUGUCAUGGUGUUGGCCAUAAAGGACCUCUUCUCAAAAAUUAGACAGAGAAGCUUUGAUGGAAAACACUCAGUGCUCCUCUCCUAUCUUGAGGUCUAUAAUGAGACUGUUAGAGACCUUCUGUCACCUGGGCGACCCCUUGUUCUCCGAGAAGAUAAACAGGGAAUCACAGCAGCUGGACUCACUCAGUACAGAGCUUAUUCAACCGAUGAAGUUAUGCAAUUGCUUCUGCAAGGAAAUCGAAACCGGACAACUGAGCCCACAAGAGUAAAUGAGACCUCCUCUAGAUCACAUGCUAUACUUCAAGUUGUUGCAGAAUAUCAAGUCAAAGACUCGGUUAAUGUGAUCACAAGGGUAGGCAAGUUGUCUCUUAUUGAUCUAGCUGGUUCAGAGAGAGCUCUUGCAACAGAUCUAAGAACUCAAAGAUCAAUUGAGGGGGCAAAUAUCAAUAGAUCCCUCCUUGCAUUGAGCAGCUGCAUCAAUGCACUUGUGGAGGGAAAGAAGCAUAUUCCAUACCGAAAUUCAAAGCUCACACAGCUUCUUAAGGACUCAUUGGGUGGACCAUGCAAUACAGUCAUGAUUGCUAAUAUCAGCCCCAGUAACCUCUCUUUCAAUGAGACGCAAAAUACCCUUCAUUGGGCUGAUCGUGCGAAGGAGAUAAGAAAUAAGGCAAGUUCAGUAGAUGAGGAAGCAGUGCAGCUCCCGGAGUUUGAAACUGAACAAACCAAACUCCUGCUUGAGUUACAGAAGCAAAAUAGUGAGCUAAGGCAACAAGCUGUGCGCCUCCAGGAGAAGCUCUUUAUUUCCCAAGCUCAUGCAUUAGUAUCAAACUCACCCCAGCAACCACCACCUACCUCCUCUCCUCUCAGCUCCACACCACACUCAACAAAUCGCAAGCACAAACGGUCUAUUCUCGGUGCUGGCAACUGCUUCAGCACACCAGAUUCCAUGAAAACAAGAACAGCUAAUGAAAGAAUAACCCAAGAUUUGCAAAAGAGAGUAAUUGAGUUGGAAACUGAGAUUGAAAGGCUUAAAAAGGAACAUGUUGUUCAGCUCAAGCAGAAGGAUGAUUUUAUUCGCGGAUUGAUUGCAAAACAAGGAGAAGGUAAAUGCAAGAGCAGGGUGGGAAAGAGAGCAAGCCUGCUUAAAGAGGAUUUAAAGAGCCCAAGCCAUCGGUUCACCUCUCCUCAGCCAAUUGCUAAGAAGAGGAGCUUCUGGGAUAUUAGUGCCGCUAAUAGUCCAUCGGUCAUUGCAGCUAAUGGAAGGAAGACUAGAAGUCAUGUAGCUCCACAGUCUCCUUCAGCUCCUUCAAUGCUUCUUCCGCUUGCAUAUCACUGUUUCUGGUUUGUGUUCAUGUUGGGACCGCAUGCUCUCAAUUACCUUCUCCAGCCAGGUUUUGCAUGGACAAAGCAGGAUAUGGCAUCAAGGCAUUGACUUGAGACGGAGAUGAAAAGAUUAUGAAAUGAUGGCAGAAUUUGGAUUUUAAAUGUGGAGAGGUCCGAAUGGUUUAUGAAUGAAUUCCCUCCAAACAAAACUAUGAAGGGUUUAUGCAAACCCAAUAGGGCGAGGGCCACUAUUUGAGCUUUUGGCAUGUAAUUCAAUGUCUAUUUUGAGAAGUUAAUAUCUUUUAUUUGCAUUACAAUUUGUAAUAUUUGCAAACUCUUGGAUUUCUCU